UCCCCAGAACCACCCCUCCAACAACCUGACGAUUACCUACCAUGUACAUCGAAUACACCUCCCCCUAACAAUGGGUCCCCGUCGCCAGACGGCCCUCUCCAAAUCCAUCCAGCUCGCCCUCUUCCGCGACCCCGCCACCUUCCGCAAGACCCUUAUCGGCCGGAUCCUCGCCUUCUUUACCCUCUUCUACAUCAAGCUCUUCCGCUACCGAAGCACCCUAUUCCAGACACUGCGUGAUGGAGUCUGGGAGAUCGAUGAGGCCGAGUACAAGGCCAGUUUUCGGAAUGAGAACAAGACGGUCCCGUUGAAGUUGAUAGGCGAUCUGGGGAUGUCUGGAUCAACAUUCUUCACCACCUCCAACGGCAAGUUCCUCGUCAAGAGCCUCCCACGACACUUCGAGCAUUCCUUCUUCCGCGACGACCUCCUCGAGCCCUACUACGAGUACAUGACCGCCCAUCCUUCUUCCCUGCUCGUAUGGAUCACCGACUACCUGUACGCGCCGUACGCCACGAUCGGGAGUCUCGUAGGCAGCACCCCAGCCCAUCACAUCAUCAUGGACAACGUGCUGUACGGGAAGGAUGAGGAUCCGGCCGCAGAUAAAUGGGAGACGUACGACCUGAAGCCGGUCGAUUAUUUCUACCCGGAGCGAGAUCUGGUGCCGGAGCCGUUGGUCAGUGAGGAUACGUUGCGGAAAGUCGGAGGCCAAUUCGACGAUAAGAUCCGACUGACGGCGGGGGAGUAUGCGGCGUUGAAGCGGGUGCUCGAGGAAGAUACGGGGCUUUUGCAGGCGUCCAACGCCGUGGAUUACUCUCUCUUCCUGGUGCGGUUCCCGGCGGACUCUGCCCCGGAUGUGGUGGGGAGGAAGAUCCCGUGGCGCGUUGGGGUGACGUCGGCGGAUGGCCGCUGGAAGUAUCGCGCCGUGGUGCUGGAUUUCUUCUGGGCGAGACAUAAACUUCAUGCGCAGGCUAUGACGGGAGUCGUGCAAACCUUCAAUGCCAUUGGGAGACAGGGGCCCAUGACGAUUACGACGACCGCAGACGAGUACCGGGAGAAAUUCCUAGCAAUGGUGGAGUCGAUGGCGGAAGUGCUUGAUGGACGUAAUUAAUGCAUGGAUGAAUAUCUAGUAAUAGUAGUGUCGAACCCGCGCGCUGCGCGUUAAUCGAUUGAUAUGCGCUGCUGUACAUCUGGCGUCUGUUUGCAUGUAUCCU
Molecule: messenger RNA, 1208 nt
Organism: Aspergillus heteromorphus CBS 117.55
Lineage: Eukaryota; Fungi; Ascomycota; Eurotiomycetes; Eurotiales; Aspergillaceae
Product: phosphatidylinositol phosphate kinase family protein
Exons: 2
Coding region: 71-1105 (344 amino acids)
Biological process (GO): phosphatidylinositol metabolic process
Molecular function (GO): phosphatidylinositol kinase activity
Source: RefSeq, a predicted model, not a curated record